AUGGAUCGUCCCUAUCAGGAUGUCUACGAGAUCCCUGUGAAGUUGAUCAUCAACUCAAAAGAGGGACAGAUGAGUGUGGAGGUCCCCAGCCCUGAGCUGCCAGCGCAGUUGCAAUCAAAGAUCGCCGAAGCAGUGUUGGCGACCUGGAAGAAACAGCUCAAUAAGAAAGCAGCGCCGUGGGGAAUUGCCGCCACCUUUGAAUGGGUUGCAAGUAACUUUGCGAAGCUUUUGAUGCUGGACGCAGAGUGCCUGCACCCUUACGAGGGAUGUGAUGAGAAUGACUGCACCAUGAGGAGGUAUGCGAUUGGCCCUCCAGCAGUACAAGCAGCGGAAGAGGAGGACGACGAAGAUAGUGAGGAGGAAGAGGCCUCUGAAGAAGAGGAUGAUGCCGAAGCAAUAGCCACUGCCAUGGCUGGCCACUUUGGCUCUGUUUGUUUAGCAGUCGCCAUGGAUGUGAGCGAUGAGUAUGCGCUUUGGCAGAGUCUAGGUCAUUGGUCGGUGUACGCGGAGUGGUUUGUUGCCUUGCUCUUGGCUGCAGCCGUGGCGAGUGCGUGGCGUGGUGCUUGGCUGGUGCUCGACGCGACUCUGUGGCCGCAGAGACCCGCUGCCUCCGCAGCGCUGGGCCUCGGCUGGGGCGUGGUUCUCUUCGGGAUCUUGGGCUUCCUGCAGCCUUGCCUCGCUGCGGUGGCGAACCGUGUGCGCCACCGCCGGGUCUUGUGGCUGGUGGAUGCGGCAUACAGCUAUGCAGGCUUUUGGUGUUGCGUGCUGGUAUGGCGUGGCGCAUGGCAACUGUGGGAUGCUGCGCUGGGGUUCCUUCCAGAGUCCCACGAAACGGGUCCUGCCAACAUGCGGGGAGCAUGGAUGAGCCAUUGGGUUGGUGUGUUCGUGGUCCUUUGUGCUGGGGGAUUGAGAAGCCUCAAUGCUCCGCCCAUGCUGAUUUUGUCCGACACCCUGCCGCCCCUCUUUGGCGCGCGAGCGACCUGUGGCCUUCGCGGCUUCUCGCGGCCACUGGUACGCUGCCGCGAGCCGCCCCAGCUCAUGCCUUGCCAGAAGUGGCAUGAGGUCGUGGGGCUACCCUUCCAUUCUCAGGAGCCCAAGGGUUGUGAAGCGACGCCGGAGGCCAAUGCGAUGCAGGAGCGCCUGGCGGCCUUGUUAUUGGAAGUGGAACACCAUGGAGGCGAUGGACGGAAGAAGCUAUCUCCAGAAGAGAUUGAGCAGAAGAAGAAGGAAGCCGAAGAGCUUGGUGACAAGUUCCGGCAGCUCUCAAAGAAGGAGCGAAGUGAGAUAAACAAGACCCGCAAGGAACGCGCUGGGCAGCGCUUGGCCAAGACGGGGUCGAAGAGCCGGAAGUUCGAGGGGGAAGGUGCUACUUCCAAGGAGGACAAAAAGAAGAAGAACAAGGAGAACGUCAAAAAACGUUUUGGAUUGGCCUGA
This is a messenger RNA of Durusdinium trenchii, 1434 nucleotides long. The record is from the annotation of a GenBank genome assembly. NCBI's taxonomy places the organism in Eukaryota, Dinophyceae, Suessiales, Symbiodiniaceae.